This is a messenger RNA of Penaeus indicus, 1844 nucleotides long. It is a transcript of the gene RNF220, whose product is annotated as E3 ubiquitin-protein ligase RNF220-like. NCBI's taxonomy places the organism in Eukaryota, Metazoa, Arthropoda, Malacostraca, Decapoda, Penaeidae. Gene Ontology annotation, molecular function: ubiquitin protein ligase activity. The record is from RefSeq and is a predicted model, not a curated record. Bases 1 to 1527 code for a protein of 508 amino acids. Gene Ontology annotation, biological process: protein ubiquitination. The transcript has 11 exons.
AUGCUCCGACAGAAGCUUCCAGCCUCGACUCCGUUGCAAUGUCGUUGCAUCCUCGCCAAGAGUACCCUCCGCGUGGGCGUGUGUCUGCAUUGGCGCUCCUGGCUUAUUCCCUUUUGCAACAGGGAUUGGAGACUCCGCGUGAUCUCGCUCUGGGCAAAACCUCGGAUUUGCGCGGGCGGUUCACGGGGGUUAGACGCCGGGGCUUCCGGGGCUGGCCAGGCCGCUGGAGUCGGGGCGUCCGGCCGCUUCCUUGGACGCAAGCCGCGGCCGGGCGAGUCGUGGUGCCCCGUGUGCGGCGUGACGCUGCGUCCGGGCGAGCUGGAGGCGCACCUCACGCACGAGCUCGACAAGCUCGCCCGCCUCCCGCAGACGCGCCCGCUCUCGCAGAGGACGCCCACGCCCACCGCCUCGGCAGUCCCUACGCCCUCGCCCUCGUCGUCGUCGUCUUCGUCAGAGGAAAGCCUUCGUCAGCGCCAGGUGAUGAGGAGGAGGCAGGGUCGCGCCUGCCCGGGCUGGGAGACUUACCAGCGCGUGCGCGCGGGCCGCCAGAUGCGGUCGCGGUCGAAGCGGCGGCGGACGGCGGGCAGGGGCGCCGACGGAGGCGACGGCGACGGCGAGGGCGAGGAGUGGCAGACCUGCCCCGUCUGCGACAGCCACGUGGACGCCGACACCGCCGACGACAUGCGCGCCCACAUCGAGAGGUGCUUGAGGAAGGCCGAGGUGGAGUUCGAGGACGAGGAGGUGGACGUGGAGGGCGACGGCGACGACCAGUACGAGGAGUACGAGUGGUGCGGCCAGACGCGGGUGCGGGCCACGCAGAUGCUGCGGGCCGAGGGACAGCUGCAUGCGCUGGGCACGAAGGUGGAGCGCGGCAGUGAGGACGAGAUGGUGGACGUGUGCGACGACGCCGCCGACGCCUUCGGGCCCGCGCAGUACGACGACGCCCGCCUGCUGCGCCUCGGCCACGACCUCGGCGCCGCGGACCACGACCUCGGCGCCGCGGACCACGAGCUCGGGGCGGGCCGGGAGGGCGACCGCCGCGACGACCCGCUGAUGCACAAUACGAGCUGCGAGAGUAUGGCGGUCUCGGAGUCCUCGCUGUCGCCGCCCUCGCCCCCCCCGCCGCCCAGCGCCUGCGAGAGGCCGCCGCCCACGGGGGACCACCCGGGAUGCGCGGAGGAAGACGGACCAGACCGCGCUUCGCCUUCGGAAAGAAGCUUGAGCGAGGACCUCAGCAGCGGCGCCGCCUGCAGCAACAGCCUUCCUGUCAACAGCAACGCCCCCAGCGGCGGCGGCGCCGUGGUGGAGGCCCUGAGGGCGCGGGUGAGGGAGCUGGAGGAGGAGCGAAGGAGUGAGCGGUGUGCGUGUCGCGUGUGUCAUGGCGAGUACGAGAAGCCGCUGGUGUCGGUGUCGUGCUGGCACGUCCACUGCGAGCAGUGCUGGCUCCACGCCCUGGCGGCGAAGAGGCUGUGUCCGCAGUGCAGCAUCAUCACCUCAACAGCUGAUCUCCGUCGAGUGUAUCUCUGAAAGGUUAUUGUGUGUCUGUGGUCUCAAAUUCAUGUUUUUCUGCAUUUUGUCGUCUUUUGAUAUUAUUUUCUAUUUUCUGUUGUUCCUUCGGCUUUAUUUGUGUUUGUUUGGAAUACUUAAGUUAUUUUUAAGGUGAUAUAUUCUUCAGUGAGAAUUAUGCAUGGACAUAUUUCAUGCAAAGCGCUGUAAAUUGUAUCUUUCAAAGGUUUAUCAUUUCUUUUGCCGUUGUUCAUAAUUGUAAUUUAUUCAGUAAGUCUUUAUUUUACUUCCGUUGUGGAAACGAGAGGAACCUUCCAGAUAUGUACUUUUGAUAAGAA